AUGACUUCCAUCCCAGAAAACUUCGGGUCUGGGACGCUGUCAAAGAAGCGCCUGCCCGACGAGUCCGACUCCGGCCCCGCCAGACAUACCACGUCUUGGAAAGGCCUAAACAACACGGGAAUGUGGCUCACGUCAUUACGCUCAACCAUAUCGCGUACCAGCGGGAACACAACCACGAAGGCUUCGCGACAUACUGCCAUCAGGUCUCCGAGAACCCAGGAGGCCGAGCGCCCUGCCAGCCCCGACCUCUUCCGGGGGGGCGUCACAGUAACCAGCGAGGCUGCUCCCCAAGCGGAUAAAUCUGCUCCGCCGGCGAUCGCGCCGGAGAUCCUGGAGAACAAGCGGCUGUGCGAGGAGCCGUGCUUCGACGCCGGCAGAUUGCUAGUCACGGGCCGCGAGCUGCUGAAGGGGGUUGGCUUGGCGCCCACCAAGUGGAAGGAGUUUUGA
Molecule: messenger RNA, 447 nt
Organism: Thermothielavioides terrestris NRRL 8126
Lineage: Eukaryota; Fungi; Ascomycota; Sordariomycetes; Sordariales; Chaetomiaceae
Exons: 2
Coding region: 1-447 (148 amino acids)
Source: RefSeq, a predicted model, not a curated record